AUUACUCCAUGUUUACAAAUGUUUGUCGAGAUUGCUGCUUGUAGUUACUUUUGUAAAAUUGGUAUGUCAUUCAUUAUUUUCAUUGCUUGAAUGCUCGGAAAAAUUCUGAAACUCAUUCCUUGUUAAAAUCGCUCGCUAAUGUUCUUUCUAAAUGUUUGAACGUUAUCUUCUUCAAGAUGUCUUGAUUUCAGGGCGUGUUACCGGUGCAUAUUCUUACAGAAUUAGCAAGCCAACAUUGUCCUAGAAAAUGGCUUCUCCAACGCCAGGAUUUCCCCCACCAUCGAGCUACACUACUCAACCUUCUAGUUAUCCCCAACCACCGAUUAAUAUGCAGCCAGGGGGUUAUUCUCAGCCUGGAGGUUAUCAUCAGCCUGGAGGUUAUCCACAACCAUCAGACUUUCCUCAGCAACAGGGAGGUUAUUCCCAGCCGGGAGGUUAUCCCCAACCAGCUGGUUAUCCACAGCCUGGAGGCUACCCACAGCCAGGCGGCUAUCCACAACCAGGUGGUUACCCACAGUCGGGUGGCUACCCACAACCAGGUGGCUAUCCUCCGAUGCAAGGAGAUGGCCAACCUCCAGCCUACACAGCUGGUUGGAUGGGCGUCCCACAAGGAAUUCCUACCACCACUCCUGGCCUGGAGUAUCUCAUCACGAUUGAUCAACUACUAGUGCAUCAGAAAGUGGAACUAUUGGAAGCAUUUACAGGUUUUGAAACUCAAAACAAGUUUACAGUGAAGAAUAGCUUGGGCCAGAAAGUCUAUUAUGCUGUAGAGGACUCUGACUGCCUGACUCGAAACUGUUGUGGUCCCCUGCGUGCAUUCGACAUGAAAAUUUUAGACAACUACAAAAACGAAGUUAUCCAUCUUAAUAGACCACUAGCAUGUGAUUCAUGCUGUUUUCCCUGUUGUCUACAGUCGAUGGAGGUUUCUGCUCCACCUGGAAAUAUAAUUGGUACCAUAGAGCAACGCUGGAGUCUUUGUUACCCAAUGUUUGACAUUAAGAAUGCUGCAGGUGACUGUGUGCUUAAAAUUGAAGGUCCUUUCUGCAGAUUCACUAUCUGUGGAGAGGUUGAGUUCAAGGUAAUGGCUCUGGAUGGUGUAACACAAGUAGGAAAAAUUUCCAAGCAGUGGUCGGGUUUGCUGCGAGAAGCCUUCACGGAUGCUGACUAUUUUGGAAUCACGUUUCCCAUGGAUCUGGAUGUUAAAAUGAAAGCAGUCAUGUUGGGAGCCUGUUUCCUUAUUGAUGCCAUGUUUUAUGAAAAAUCUGGUAACAGGGAAACAGAUAGACCAGGAAUGUUUUAAAUUCAAAGUGAAAGCAUUCACUCUGGAGAAAAGAGAAGACACUAAAACAUUUGGCCUUGAAAUUUCUAUACAUUGUGUUUUUUGGUAAAUGUUGUCUUUGUGCCUCAGCUGGGAGCCAAUUUUUCAGCAUCUAAUAGCUACAAGCAAGCGAAAACGCAAGCAGUAUUGCUGGCAGUUACACUUCUGCGAUUAAAAAGACUGAUACAGUAGUUAUUUAAUAUCUUUGAAUCUAGCACCUAAACCAAAGUUAUAUGUGCAUGAACUGUAUAUAUUUCAUAGAAGUGUUGAUAUUUUAAAUCUUUAAAAACUGGUUCCCUCAAAAACAAUGUUUUAAGUUUGAUCCAAAAUGAAAGGUUUUUGUGUUAAAGUAUUUGUAUUAUAUGUAGUUAAUAGCAUAUGUAUUGCCCAUUAAAGGAGUUGGUCCUGUUUCAGCUUAUUAUUUUAUGUUUAUGUUAAACACUAUAAAACUUAUUUGUAUUUUUGUACAGUACUAAUAAGUAGAAUUAAAUGGACUGAAUUUUUAUUUUUAUUUUAAAGACAAUUGUACUGGUACUUCAUGAUGUAGAUUUAAUUUACUUCAGUAAAAUAAUUUUGUAUUACUUAGUUGUAUGCAUCCUCACAAUAUGUAUUGUGAAUUUUAAAAUCCUGGGUAAAAUAAAUUUAAAUAAAAAUUGAAACCAUGUGAUGAAGUCACAAUUUGCAUUGCCUAUAAACCUAAAAUUUUAGUUCUGUUAGCCAUUUAAUUCUUCUUUUGGAUAUUGCUAAAAGCACAUUUAAAAUGUAACUUUGGCAGCUACCUACCUAUGCAAAAAGUAUGCAACAUAUGUAUAUUUUUUUCAAAGUAAGCCACUUAAAAAAUUGAUGUUUUACAUAUUUAAUGUAAAUAUAAUAUGACCUGGAAUAAGACAAACUCUUUUAAUAUCAAAAUUCUUUGCAGGGUAAUUUUUCAUGAGGUUUUGUUGUAAGUAUGUAUACUAUUUGUAAAUAAAACUUUAUUAAGUAUAAGUUUUACCAGUAACUUAUCAUAGUGUUGUUGAAAAAGCCUUAAUGUAAAAUUAAUAGGCUAGCAAUUGUUUUUCAUACAAGAUCAUGUGCCCUCCAUAUACAGUAGGAAUUACUGUUAAAUGAUAUGAAUAUAAAAUGAGAUUUAUAUAUAUAUAUAUAAAUAUAUAUAAAGUUGCCGUGUGCUUGCUUGUGCGUAUUGCUAUGCUUAUGUUCUAACAGUUACUAAGGAAUAUAGAAUCUCAGGUUAUAUUUACAAUUCUUUCUUCAAGAGCUUAAAGAAGUAAAUGAAUAAUUUUUUUUUUGUUAUUGGUUGUGUUUAAAAAUCAUAUGUUUGCUGAUACAACUGUUUCUUGGUGAAUUAAAAGCUAAUUCAAUACUUUCACCAGGCUCAAUCAUUGUUAAUUGAUGACCCAUUAUUUCACUAAACAAAGUUUACAAACUACAAGUAAACUAACUGGUAAAUUAAGGUAAGGUUGUACAAUUAUAGUCAACCUGGAAAAUAAAAAUGCUCUGGUAAUACUGGGAUAAGUCGGGGCUAUCACAUUAAAUGUCUGACAUUUCUUUUUUUAACAGCAAAAGCAUAAAAUAAAAUUUUCUGUUUACGCAAGUAAUAAACACCAUUUGCAAUCUCUGCUGCCUUACUCGUUUGCCUUAAUGUUUCCAUUAUAUAAAAACUUCUGUUCUCCUUCUUUGUCUCCCAUUCCACAAACAUCUUCUCAGAGUCCUUCAACUCUUCUCUUGCCUUCUCAUUGUUGCCAAAACAAAGUGUCUACACCUAAGCCUUAAAAGUAGGCAAAGGUGUACAACAUCUAUUGUCAAGGACUUCUUGCAUAAAACUAGAUGUUUUAUUGUUGACAUAUUUACUUUAUUUCAGUAUUGCUACAAAUCUUAAGGGUACAGUAGAGCACCCUGUAUCCGGAAUGGUCGGGACUUAGACUAUUCCGGAUAGUAGAAAAUUCCGGAAAGUAGAAAUUCACUAUAAGGCCCCCUAAUUGAAAAAAAAAAAUUGCUCCCGAAGUUUGUGAACAUCCUGUAGCUGUAAAUGAGGACGGCAAGGGGGGUGGGGGUAGGGUGAUGACAGCUACAUCCGGUGGUGUGACCUUGCCACGGGCACGCUUAUCAGACCUUGCCUAGAAGCACGCUACAGCUACGUGACUGUACCAUGAUGUCCGCGCGAAGCAAGCAGACGUAGGCAAGACGUUUGACAUUCAAUGAAUUGUGUUACAAUUACGUAAUUUACAUACAGUUUGUACAGUGAUUUGGUGUAUCCACAUGUUGCAUAAAUAAAAUAUAAAAUAAUAACACAUGGUACAGUUAGGUACGGUACAUUACAAAUAAAAAAACACUUACCAUGACUCACUGUAGGCUACACAUGUCCCGCGAAUAAAAAAUAAUGUCCUAGAACUUAGAUAAACUGCAUUGAAAUAAUCACUGUAUACGGCCCCACUUGUCUGUGUGUAAGAAACAUUGUUUAGCAGUCAUAUUAAUUUAAAUUUAAAAAGCUAAACAACAAAUUACCUAAAUCGUCACACAUUGUGAAAGACAGGAGAAGUUAAAGUUAAUCACCGUCACUGUCACUGUCACUCUGAACAUAACUGUUUACGUUUGUGCCACUGGUGCCAGGUGUUGGAUCGUCAAUGUUCUCACUCGUAGUUGAAGCAGGUGUGGAAACAGGAGCUUUUUUGAACAUGUCACUAAUGCGUUGUUGCCGCACACGUUUGUGCUUCUCUUCAGUCAGCUGUUUUUGAAGCAUAUACAAAUGCAUAAUUUGCUGGUCGUUGAUAUAACUUCGUUGCUCUAGGCCAGCUAUUAAUCGUUCAAUGUGGUGAAGGCACUCAUCUUGCGAGAUUUUCUCCUGUGGUUCAUCUUCAUCGCUACUGCUUUCAUUGUUUCCGUCGUCUUUGUUACACUUAACAGAGUCUAAUAUCUCCUUAUCUGAAAAGUGAUGCACAACAGGAACAUUAUCAUCAACACAAAACCAUUCCACAAUGUGUUGUUCUUGCAAUUGUAAGUCUUCUAGUUCUGGAUUUGUUAUGUUCUUGGCAUACUCCAGCAGUUCGUUCAAGUUUUUUUUGUUCAAAACCUUUGAAGUCGGCUUCAUUUCCCUUGUCAUGAACCUCGUCACGAUAAACCAAAGUCGGCCACAAUUUAAACCAUGCCUUGUGAAAUGUUGACGCAGGCAUACCUUCCCAUGCACGAGCUAUUGACCAUAUGACAUCCUUUAUGGUGUAUUCCUUUUUAAUUUCUGAGAUCGUUUUGCCGCCAUUCAGAUCAGAUAAAAAGUGCUUCAUGAACUCCGUGCGAUAACGACAUUUUAGGGAGCGUAAUAUUCCCUGAUCUUGCGGUUGGAUUAGUGCAGUGCAGUUAGGGGGCAGAUACAUGACAGAAACAUUAUCCCUGUCUAGUGUUUCAGCUGCAGGAUGCGCGGAGCAGUUGUCUAGCACAAGGACAAUCUUGCAGUGCGGGUCUGAGCCUAUCUUGUUACAGUGUUGCCGGCUCUGGCGCACAAAACUGUCAAACCAUUCUGUGGUUAUUGCAGAUGUUAUCCACGCGGUUUUUGUAGCUCGGUAUUCAACGGGUAACACUUUAACACCUUUUAGCGCCCUUGGGCGCAAGCUUUUGCCAAUUACGAGUAGCUUCAGCUUGUGGGUACCAGCAGCAUUUGAACAACCAAGCACGGUCAAUCUGUCUUUAGAAUCUUUCAUCCCGCUGUGAGGAUUAUCUGCAGUGCACAGCGUGCUUCGAGGCAUACAACGCCAGUACAAAGCAGUCUCGUCCACAUUGUAAACUUGGUCUGCUGUUAAGUUGUUGUCCAACACACAUUCUGCGAACUCAACAACAAACUUUUCCGCCGCCGCUGUAUCUGCAGAAAGCUUUUCACCGCUAACUUUGAAAAAGAAAUUCCAUGGCGUUUUUUUGAAUUAUUGAAGCCACCCUAACAAAUAGUCACAAUCGUAUGUUAGAUUCAGUUCGGCAUGAAACACGUUUUGCCUGUUCUAUCAGCAUCUGUCCAGAAAUGCUAACACCUUCACUUCGCCGCAAACGAAACCAUUGAUAAAGAGCAUUAUCAAGGUCGCUACAUUUACUACCCUGCAUUGUUUUUCUGUUUUCAAUUUCUCUCUUCGUAUCACUGUCCGAAUAAAAUUUACACAGUUCAUUCUUUUGUUUCUUUAUGUCGUAAAUCGUCGAAAUGCCGACAUCGUACGAUUGGCUGAGAUUUUUAACAGAAGUCCCAGCAUCUAGUUUCUUGAGAAUCUCAACCUUUUCUUUAAUGGUAAGAACAUUUUUCCUUCGUUUACUACUCUUUUCCUCAUCACCAGGAAGUUUAUGUUUUGAAAACAUCACGUGUCUGCAGGAACGUACAUACUAGCGAUCGCGCACCACAAGCAAGACUGACAUUGAACGCACACAAUACACUACUCCCCCUCCCCUACAACGCGUUAUCACGGCGCGCUCACGUGUAGGCGGGGCCGCUGCCGCCAAUUCCUGAUAUGCGCUCGACGCCCGUGCACUGCAGUCGCGAGACCGGAAGCCUUGGCUUCCAUCAUAACUCGCUGAGUGUUUAUAAAAUCAAGUGCACCCUGACUGACUAGAUGGGGCGUGAACUGCGCAAACAAUCGGUAUUUACUUCCGCGGGAAUAAUAUAUAUUAAUAUAUAUUAUAAUUCAUUUAAAAAUAUAUAUUUUUUUUAAAUUUUGUAAAUUUUUUUUAACUCUCGGAAAACAUCCGGAUAUUAGAAAUUCCGGUAAGUAGAAUUAGGGAUACAGGAUGCUCUACUGUAUUUACAAACUCCUAUUACCACUGAAAAUACAUAAAAUACCCAGUGCUGCAUAACUUCUAACAUGGCAUGCAGACUGUAUGUCCAUUUUCACAUCUUACUAGAAAAUCAUAGACAUUGGUAUAUAAAUAUUUUUUUCAUAGCAGACCUCUUCCAAAUAUAAUAGUACUAUUGUUGUUGGGUAUUUAGAUGAGAUGGUGAUGAAUGAAAAUUGGAGGACUGGGAAUGAUUCUUAUCUUUAACUUUGACUACACUUAUUGAAAGAUAACAGUGUUAGCCAAAAUUCGCCAGAAUUACUAUUCCUAGGCCUCCACCACUCUGGCUUCUUCAAUCUUCCAUUGAGCUAGUUUAAGAGAAACCAGAUGCUAAACAAAGAGGGCCUCGAACUAGCACAGCAAAACUAGAAGUAACAACAGCAUAUUUUCAUACAUGUGAUAAAAUUAACAUCCGUAACCUAAUUACUUUAAACAAAAUAAUCUCUUGAAAUGAAGCAUACAGUUAAACCUCCCUUAAGACAUUCCACAAAAUACAUUUUCCUGUUUAUAAAAUUAUUCCCUUGAUCAUUUCCAUAUAUAUCUCUAUGUUAAUUUUUAUUCAAAACAUUUGCAUUUAUAGAUUCUUCCUGCAUAUAACAUUUAGCGUUUAAGGAAAAAAAUUAAUACAAUAAUGUUUAUUUUUAAACUCUUAAACUAUAUUUAUGGAUUAACUUUUAAACAUUUUUUUAAACAAUAACAAACAUAACCGUCAAAACCUUUGUUGCAUGCAGCAUGCUGUUACGUUGCAUUUUUCGACCAAUCAUCUGCUUGCAUUCGUAUUGACUUUGUGAGGCUGUUCCAUCUGUACACCAUUUCCUUCAUUCAAGGCAUAAUGUCUGACGAAUACACAACAAAUCACUAGCCAUUUGUUGACCUUUUUGCAUGACAUGUGAUGCAACUGGAACAGCAAUUUGAGUUAAUCUUAUUUUCAUUGUAUGUUGGAUACUGUAGUAAAAGAUUUUAUUGUGAACAUAAAAAUGAACAUUUUAAUUUAUACAUCUUGCUAUGAUUUCCGUUCUUUGCCGGACUUUAUUUACCCGUAAAUUGUGCACCAUUUUUUGUAAAACGUGUGUUGAAAAAUCAUGGUACGAGGCUUAUUCAAAGCUUGACAAUACUGCAUAGCGUACAGGUUCCUUCAAGCUCCAAAAUUAGUUGACCUGCUACUGCUUAAAGGAACAUCGGACAUCUUGCAUGAGGUUUACGCUUAGAGUGUGUUUUCCUGUGAGAAUAUGUAGCAAUGAUUGCCAAAGGUUUGCUGUAGCGAUCAUCUACGCCUGCUGAAAACACCUUAAAUGAUAAAAAAAAAAAAAAAAACGCUCAGGAUAUGAAAAAUUGUGCUUCUGGAAAAAAAACAUGGUCACUGGAAAUCGUAUGUGAUAUUGAAGGAGGAAAUAAAUGUUUUUGAGUGAUAGUGUUAAUGCAAUAAAAAAAUUGUUUGACAGGUGAGAUUUUGUAGCAUUUGUUUCCUCAGCAAUACCCAAAUGUAUAUUUUUUAUAAUCUUUCUAACAUAGCAUUGAUUUCAGUUAUCUGUGACCAAGAUGUUUAUGGCACUUCACUGCCGUAAACAACACAGCUGCGGUCGGUAGUCAUUACAGUCAUGAUUUUUUCUGUCGCAUCACGGAAAAUAUGUUGUUAUUCAUAGUUAGUCCAUAAAUAAAUAUUUCCCACCCACUGUUUUUAGAAUCAUAUAUUUACGACAAAGAAUUUUACUAAAAAUAUUUAUAAAUCUAGUAAUUCUCUUGAGAAAAUAUUAAAGAAUGUUGCAAAAAAUAACUGCAUAGGUCAACACUGGUACCAAGAAUGGUACUAUUUACAUAAAACCUUAAAGAGGUAAUUCAUAAUUUUGAGUUAUUACUUGAGUCUAUAAUUAAAAAUUUUAAAAUUUGAUGGGAGGCUUUUUCUAAACAACAAAUAUUUAUGGCAAUGGAAUCCCCACAAAUGGCCCAAUAUUAAAAGAGAAGGCUGAACAAAUAGUGCAUAACCUAAGUAUGCAGGUUUAUGUGCCCUCAAAACAGCCCACCGCAUACCAGCAAUGCAUUGCCCCUGGCUAGUGCUAAGUUAGCGGUGAGUAAAUUUAUAAAAAAUUUUAAAACUAAACAAGUUAACUAUGUUGAACUUAGACCCUAUUGCCGCUGAAGCAAUGCAUAAAAUAGCAGAGAGAAAUAAAUUAGAGGGAAUUGAGUCAUCUAGAUAAGAAUUAAAAAUAAAUAAAUUUAACCACAAAAUUAAAUCAUAAAAAUUAAAGGCUUGUACCACUUGGAACAUAUGUUGAAAGAUAGGUACAUAUCCUACCCAGGUAAUAGUAGAUUAUAAAUGAUAAUAUAAUUCUUCCUCCUUGGCGUAUUCUACCUGGAAUUCCUCUCGGUAGAACAUUCUCUAAAAGGCAUCAUCUAUAUCGUUGUCCUUUCCCUUUAUGUGCUUUAUCUCAAACUUAAAACGUGACAAAGGUAUAACCGUUGCCCAAUCUUCCCGAGUUGGUAUGGGUGGGAAAAUAACCAAGUGAGGGGUUGGUUGUCAGUACAAAGCUCUACUGCAAAGAUGCAUGCCAGGGCCUCUUUCUCAUAAACGCUUUAAUGUUGUUUAUUUUUAUUCAGAGUACGACUUGCAUACAUAAUAGGCUGAAGACCUCGACCUACAUCCUGCAACAGAACAGCUCCCAGGGCUAUGCUAGACGCAUCCACAUUCACGACAAACUUAUCAUCAAAAUUUGGAAGAGCCAGUACAGGGGGGUGUGAAAUGGCGUAUUUGAGAGACUGGAAUGCUUUCCGUUGUUCCUCUUCCCAACAAAAUUUCUCUUCAAUCUGUUUAGGGGGGGGGGGGGGGGGGAGUUGCAUAGCUCAGCAAAACCUUAGACAAAGUGGCUGAAAUACCCAAGUAUGCCAAUAAAGAUCAUAAUCCCCUUGAGAUUUUUGGGUUCAGAGAAGUUGGUUCAUCCAUUUUCAUUUCUCCCUCAGCUAUAAUAAAACCAAAAAAUUUAAUUUGCUUUCUAACCCAAAAGACCGUUUCUGGGUUGACUGUCAGACCUACCCUCAGUUUUUCCAAGAACAAACGUGUGUGUCUCAGGUGUUCCUCAAAACUGCCUGAAAAGAUACAUAUAUCAUAUAAAAAUAUCAUUACAAACUCGUACUGAUAUUCCCCUAGAAUGACCCCUAACACAUGUGACAAGCACUGUAUGCCAAAAUUAACUCCAAACGGUACACGCCACCAUUCAUAGUGCAUCCGUAUUGUCACAAAACCAGUGCAUUUUUGCUUUCCAGCCCAGCACGCACUGAUGAAAAGCUGAGUUAAGGUCAAGGAUAGUAAAAUACUUGGCCUUCCCCAGAUCCUAGAAAAAUAUUUCGACCUUUGGCAUGGGGAAUGGUUCCAUUUACAUUUGAUGAGAACUCACCUCAAUUACGUAAGUGAUAACGUCAUUAAAUUCCUCUAUCACCUUUUGUACUGCCUCCUGUUGAAUUCUGUCCAGGUGCUCUUCCAAUACUUCAAUGCCUCCACAGCAUAACGGAUCCUGUUUCUCUACUUUACCUAAGCUUUACUUUACUUUAGCUAUAUAUGUCUGUCUCCUCGCUGUCAACAAAACAUAAAAUUUGAAUAAACUAAAAAUAUAUUCAUGCAUAAUAGUUCUUAUUUUAACCAAAACAUUUCCUUCAUUCAAGUUCAAUGGAGCCCUCUUUCAAGUUUUAAAUAUCUGUUGGAGAAGUUAAGCAAAGGCUUUACAGGAUAUAAAAUUAAUAAAUUAUUUUAUCAUUUUUAAAAAUAUGCCUAUAUUUAAUUGUUUUUAAAUUUUUGUUUUUUUUACAGGCAUUCACUCUGGAGAAAAGAGAAGACACUAAAACAUUUGGCCUUGAAAUUUCUAUACAUUGUGUUUUUUGGUAAAUGUUGUCUUUGUGCCUCAGCUGGGAGCCAAUUUUUCAGCAUCUAAUAGCUACAAGCAAGCGAAAACGCAAGCAGUAUUGCUGGCAGUUACACUUCUGCGAUUAAAAAGACUGAUACAGUA
Messenger RNA from Bacillus rossius redtenbacheri, 10113 nucleotides. It is a transcript of the gene scramb1, whose product is annotated as phospholipid scramblase 2. Gene Ontology annotation, molecular function: phospholipid scramblase activity. The record is from RefSeq and is a predicted model, not a curated record. Lineage: Eukaryota; Metazoa; Arthropoda; Insecta; Phasmatodea; Bacillidae. The transcript has 8 exons. Gene Ontology annotation, cellular component: plasma membrane. Gene Ontology annotation, biological process: plasma membrane phospholipid scrambling. Bases 248 to 1300 code for a protein of 350 amino acids.